This is a messenger RNA of Vigna umbellata (rice bean), 479 nucleotides long. The record is from RefSeq and is a predicted model, not a curated record. NCBI's taxonomy places the organism in Eukaryota, Viridiplantae, Streptophyta, Magnoliopsida, Fabales, Fabaceae.
AUUGGAUCGUCCUAAAAAUGAAGAAAGUAGUCUCUCUCAUCUCUUUAUGCCACCUUGUUGUGAUGAAGUUACUACUGCUAUCAAAGACUGUUAUAGCAGAACCAAGGGCCAAGACGGUCCUAGUAACAUGUGGCAAUGUACGAGAGCAUAAUUCUACUAUAUUUGUUCCCAAUUUUGUUGCAACUAUGGAGAAGAUCAGUGAUGAGAUGCGGAAAACUGGCUUUGGCACAGCAGUUGUAGGGACAGGACCUGAUACUAACUAUGGCCUGGCCCAGUGUUAUGGGGAUCUUUCAUUGCUUGACUGUGUAUUGUGCUAUGCUGAGGCACGUACUGUUCUUCCUCAGUGUUACCCUUAUAACUCUGGUCGCAUUUUCCUUGAUGGGUGCUUCAUGAGGGCUGGGAAUUAUAGUUUCUUUAAUGAGUAUACAGGACCAGGAGAACCAAGGGCAGAUUAUUACAACCUCCACCAACUGUCUUAA